Parnassius apollo (apollo) is the source of this 438-nucleotide messenger RNA. NCBI's taxonomy places the organism in Eukaryota, Metazoa, Arthropoda, Insecta, Lepidoptera, Papilionidae. The record is from the annotation of a GenBank genome assembly.
AUGAUGGAAAGACAAUUACGUAGUACUAUUAUAGGGCCGCUACCCGAGGGUGAGCGUCGGGGCACAUCUGGAGCUGACGCUGGACGUGAUAGCGUACGGGCCGUCAGCGACUCUCUGCUGAGCAGGUGGGCAAGAGUCGGGGAACCCGAAAAUAUUACAGCCGAUCAACGGGAAGGGAUGGGUAUGGGUGAUGCUUUGCAGAGUACGGACUUACCUACAAGCUCUGCCGGCUCAUCUUCAAUGACCACAAAUAAUACAGAACAUGAUGAUAGAAGAAGAAAGUGGUCAACAGAAGAACUUCAAGAUUUAAUGUUUUGUUACUUUAAAGCGAGAUCGAUUGGACCAGGAUACAUAGACAGGUUACAGAAACUUUUCACAGAAAGAAACCCGAAUAACCCUAAAAUUCAUAAGUUUAACGGAAACACUUUAUCAAAUUAA